Molecule: messenger RNA, 825 nt
Organism: Phasianus colchicus (ring-necked pheasant)
Lineage: Eukaryota; Metazoa; Chordata; Aves; Galliformes; Phasianidae
Source: RefSeq, a predicted model, not a curated record
AUGGUUCUGGUGGGGAACCUGAACAAGGACGUGGUGGUGAAAUGCAACACCUCGAAGCUGCAGGUGACCUGGACACAGAACGGGGAGCCGGAGCCAAUGGCUGAGCUUGUGGCCGAGGGACAGACUCUCACCAUCCUCGGCUUGGACCUGCCGGCCACCGGCAACUACAGCUGCUGGGCUGGCAGCGUCCUGCUGGACAGCACCUACGUGGUGGUCGGGGACAGCGGAGAGGAGGCCAGGGACGCCUCCUGCCAGGCUGACUCCUACCGCGGCUCCUUCCGCUGCUCCUGGAUGGGGCCCCACUCUGCCAUCUUCCGCGCCCGCCUCACACACAGCGAUGGCUCCGUCGGGAACUGGGUGCCAGCAGCUGGGCACGGCGGGCGGUUCAACGCCAACUUCACGGACCCCUCCUUCUGCCCCUUCGCAGAGGAGCUGCACCCGCUGCAGCUGCGCUUCGAGGGGAUCUCAGACACCUCCUUCCUCAACUUCUCCAUCCACUUCUUUGUCCGUGAUAUCGUGCGGCCCGACCCCCCGCAGGCGCUGACUGCAAACCUUCAGGAGGGGCAGAUCCACCUGGCCUGGGCCCCCCCGGCCUCCUGGCCGCUCCCCAAGUCCUACUUCGCCCUCCUCUACUGGCUGCAGUACGAGCUCCCCAACGGCACCAAGGUUGACACUUUUGUGGAGGGCACGGAGAAGAUGAGCCUGCAGGAGCGCGUGCGGCGGGUGCGCAUCAGCUGCCAGGACCCCUACAGCUACACCAACACCUCCUGGAGCCCCUGGAGCGGAUGGCAGGAGGUGGACACAGCCGGGAUGCAGCGGGGCUGA